Messenger RNA from Neltuma alba, 870 nucleotides. Its product is annotated as receptor-like protein Cf-9. Gene Ontology annotation, molecular function: protein binding. The coding region runs from base 1 to 870 and encodes 289 amino acids. The transcript is spliced from 2 exons. Lineage: Eukaryota; Viridiplantae; Streptophyta; Magnoliopsida; Fabales; Fabaceae. The record is from RefSeq and is a predicted model, not a curated record.
AUGAUCGUGUUGUACAUGAUUGUGUCAGGCUUAAUUCCCAAUCUCUCCAUAUUCCGGAGCAAUUUAACGGCUGAUCUUGUUUUUCCUGACUUGCAUAGUCCAUUGAUCAAGCCUGCACCACGUCAUCAAGCUGAAAGUUCUGCUUUGCUGCAACUUAAGAAAAGAUUUGCCAUCACUAAGUUUGCUUCUCAAAGUUCUCUCAGUUAUACUAAAACAAAUUCUUGGAAUUCAAGCUCAGACUGCUGCUCAUGGCUUGGCGUGAAAUGUGAUGAGCAAACAGGUCAUGUGAUUGGCCUUGACAUUAGCAGCUGUCAGAUUUAUGGUUCUAUUGAGUCUAAUAGUACUCUCUUUCACCUUUCCCAACUUGAAAAGCUUAACCUUUCUGAUAAUCACUUUAAUUACUCUCAUAUCCCAUCAAGCUUUGCCCAUCUUUCAAGGCUUACCCAUUUGGACCUUUCUGGGUCCAAAUUUUCUGGAGAAAUCCCAGAAGAGAUUUCACAACUAUCCAACUUGUUGGUUCUUGAUUUGUGCUGUAACUAUGAUGCCUCAUCUCCUCCAACAAAUCUGCUGCAUUUCAAGCAGCAAAACCUGGGAAACGUAGUUCAAAACUUAACUAAUUUGCAAGUACUUUCUCUUGGCUAUGUUAAUAUAUCGUCUCCAAUACCUAGUGCACUCACCAAUCUGUCUUCUUUGGAAUACCUUUGUCUGCUCAGUACUGGAUUACAUGGUGAAUUUCCCAUAGGAAUAUUUCAUCUUCCAAAUUUGGAGUAUCUCAAUGUGGGAGCGAAGCAGGGUCUCUCUGGGUAUUUGCCUGAGCUUCACUCUAGCAUACCCUUGCAGUUUUUAGGACUCCAGAGUGCUGGCUUCUGA